Molecule: messenger RNA, 880 nt
Organism: Ahaetulla prasina
Lineage: Eukaryota; Metazoa; Chordata; Lepidosauria; Squamata; Colubridae
Product: phosphatidate cytidylyltransferase 1-like
Exons: 8
Coding region: 59-838 (259 amino acids)
Cellular component (GO): endoplasmic reticulum membrane
Molecular function (GO): phosphatidate cytidylyltransferase activity
Source: RefSeq, a predicted model, not a curated record
GGGUUGACACCCUUGCACAUCUUCUGAUUGCUUCCUUGUGUCCUGGCUGCUGCUUUUCAUGUCUUCCGAGAUGUCGGAGCUCAGGAGGCGAGGAGCUGCUGGAGAUCAUGAAAGAGAAAGUGCGGGUGACAAGGAUAUAGAUGAAGAUGAAAAAUUUGGUGAACUGGACCUCAGAAAUGAUUCAGAAGUUCCUGAAGUUGUCCCAGCAACAGACAGCACUCCAGAAAUUUUUAAAAAGGCUCUUUCUGGCUUAUCUUCCAGAUGGAAGAACUGGUGGAUUCGUGGAAUUUUAACUUUAGCAAUGAUUUCAGGUUUCUCCCUCAUUAUAUACAUGGGAUCAUUUAUGCUGAUGCUGCUUGUCUUAACGAUUCAAGUCAAGUGCUUUCAUGAAAUCAUCACUAUAGGUUACAGAGUAUAUCGAUCUUACGACCUACCAUGGUUUAGAACAUUAAGCUGGUACUUCUUGUUAUGUGUGAACUAUUUCUUUUAUGGUGAGACAGUAGCAGAUUACUUUGCUACUUUUGUUCAGAGACGAGAACAACUUCAAUUCCUAAUUCGCUACCACCGAUUUAUAUCUUUUACACUUUAUCUGGCAGGAUUUUGUAUGUUUGUAUUGAGUUUGGUGAAGAGACAUUAUCGCUUACAGUUUUAUAUGUUCGCAUGGACUCAUGUCACUUUGCUGAUCACUGUAACUCAGUCUCAUCUUGUCAUCCAAAAUCUGUUUGAAGGAAUGAUCUGGUUUCUUGUUCCAAGCUUAAGUGUGAUUUGCAACGAUAUUGCUGCUUAUAUAUGUGGAUUCUUCUUUGGCAGAACACCAUUAAUUAAGGUAAAUGAGUAAAAAAUACAUAGCUUGAAAUAUGCACAUUGAUUACAAGAGAAA